Messenger RNA from Fusarium sp. VM40, 1533 nucleotides. The record is from the annotation of a GenBank genome assembly. NCBI's taxonomy places the organism in Eukaryota, Fungi, Ascomycota, Sordariomycetes, Hypocreales, Nectriaceae.
AUGGGACAAGGACGAGUGCUCGUUAUCGCGGGGUCGGACAGUUCGGGCGGAGCUGGACUCGAGGCGGACCAGAAAGUCAUUGCCGCUCAUGGCUGCUACGCCAUGACAGCUACCACGGCUCUCACUGCGCAAAAUACGCAGGGCGUGAAGGGCAUUCAUGUCAUUCCCACUGAGUUUGUCUCACAGCAGAUUGACGCUUGUGUUGAGGAUGUUGGUGUCGAUGUCGUAAAGACUGGCAUGCUGGCUUCUAAAGAGACCAUAGAGAUGGUAGCAAAAGCUGUUGUGAAACAUAACAUCUUAUCUCUUGUUGUAGACCCUGUCAUGGUUUCGACUUCUGGAGCCACACUCCUCCCCAACGAAGCCAUUCAGUAUCUAUGCAAGCAUAUUCUGCCACACACCACAGUUCUCACACCAAACAUUCCCGAGGCAAUCCUAAUUCUUUCUCAAACCGGCCUGAAAGCCCCUGAUGUUCGCGGUGUCAAAGACCUCGAGGCCAUAGCGCAGCAGAUUCAGGCCCUGGGUCCUAAGUGGGUGCUCGUCAAAGGUGGACACUGUCCUAUGAAGGAAGAUCUGACCGUGGCUGAGCAUGAGGAUGAUAAAUCUGUUGUUGUCGAUGUGCUUGUGGGAGGUAAUGGAGAGAUUGUCAGGGUUAAAAGCCCAUACCAAGCAAGCUCGAGUACUCAUGGCACGGGAUGUUCUCUAGCGUCUGCUAUUGCAUCCAACUUGGCCAAGGGACUUGAUACGCCCCUGGCUGUUCGCUCAGCCUGUCGAUACAUUGAAGCUGCGAUUCGAACAGCCCCCGGACUGGGCAAGGGGCAUGGUCCUCUGAACCACUUUCAUUCGACAUACUCCCUUCCAUUCGCUCCUGGCUACUUUAUUGAGUGGCUUCUCGAGCGUCCUGAUGUUCGGGAUGUCUGGAAGGAGUUUGUAUACCACCCCUUCGUCAUGGCCAUGGGUGACGGGACUUUGCCUCUCGAGUCAUUCAAAGGCUACAUCAUCCAAGAUUAUCUCUACUUGAUUCAUUUCUCACGUGCUAACGCUCUCGCCGCCUACAAAGCACAAAACAUCGAGGAUAUUUCCAGGGCAACGGAGAUUGUGCAGCAUAUCAUGCACGAGCUAAAACUCCAUACAUCAUACUGCGAGAGUUUUGGAGUCUCCAUCGAUCAGAUCCGUGCCACACCAGAAAAGCAGGCCUGCACCGCAUACACCCGCUAUGUUCUCGAUGUUGGCCAAAACGGCGACUGGCUCGGACUUCAGAUGGCCCUUGCCCCGUGCCUGCUUGGCUAUGGCGCAGCUGCCAAGAUGUUACAGGACCAUGAGAAGACUGUGCGUGAAGGAAACACAUAUUGGGCAUGGAUCAAGAACUACAAUGAAGAGGAUUACACCGAUGCCGUGAAACUGGGCUCUGCCCUGCUCGAAAAGCAUAUUCAGCUGCAGUCUCCUUCGCGUAUCGAGGAGCUUGUGCAGAUCUUUAUCCAUGCUCUCAAGAUGGAGAUUGGGUUCUGGGAGAUGUUUCCUUCCAAGCAGACCUAA